GGCCGUUAGGUGGACGGUGGAGGAUAUUUAAAGUUGUUGCAGAUGCAGAGCUCUCAACCAGCGGCUCCUACACUGAAUCCAGAUCAACAGGUCCUCAAACUCCUCAAAGCCUCGCUGUUCACCACCGGGACAAGGGGUAACAAUGGGGAUACAAAGAGAAACCCUGAGAAGGAUGGCAACGACAUUCAGAGUGCGGAGCGUGCUGGCAAAGCAAUGCCUGGCGGAAUGUUUGGGAACGUUGAUCCACACGAUGCUCAGCUGUGGAGCAAUGGCACAAUACACCCUCAGUCGCGGUGAGCAGAGAGAGUUUUUGACUCUUACUUUCACCCUUGGCUUUGCGGUGGCUCUUGGUAUACUUGUAACCGGUAAAGUGUCAGGAGCUCACUUGAAUCCUGCUGUGACCUUUGCUUUGUGCUUACUUGCUUGUGAACCCUGGAUAAAAUUCCCCUUCUUCUUUGUGGCACAAACAUUGGGAGCAUUUUUUGGAUCUGGGAUAAUGUUUGGCUUGUAUCACAAUGCAAUAAUGCACUAUGGUAACAAUCAACUCACAAUCAUUGGACCCAAUUCCACUGCUGCUAUAUUUACCACAUACCCAUCCGAAGAUUUGACUGUGGUGAAUGGGUUUCUUGACCAUGUCAUCGGCACGGCCGCUCUCAUAUUCUGUAUCCUGACCAUCGCGGAUCCACUGAAAAGACCGGUGGCCACAGGGCUGGAGGCUUUCACCAUAGGCUUUGUGGUUCUAAUCGUUGGCUUGUCCAUGGGCUUCAACUCCAAGUAUUGCUUAAAUCCUGCCAGAGACAUUGGACCUCGUUUGUUCAGCGCCAUGGCUGGCUGGGGAUAUGACGUUUUCAGCACAGGGAACUAUUGGUUUUGGGUGCCAGUUCUCAGCCCAAUCGUCGGGGCCAUGUUUGGCGUUCUGGUCUAUCAGUUCAUGGUGGGUCUGCAGGUUGAGACAAAAAGUAACUGCACGUCCCAUUCAGAGGAAACCGUAAAGUUAACCAGCGUGAAAGCGAAGGGCAGGCGUUGACGGCUUGUUAUAACCUCCAGAUAUCUCCCCCUGUUCCUCUCCAUUCCCUUUUGUCAAAUCCAAAUCCAGGUUAAUCCCUUCGAACAACUCAUUCAUUUUCACGUUUUCAACAAAUCUGUAUAAUUUCCCAACGUUUUUACAACACGCGGAAAUGUUUUUUUCUGGUACAUUUUUAACUCUGCUUAUCGGUCGGCUGGAAGAAUAUUUUUUUGAAAACUUACAGUGUUCUGUCAUGAAUGAGAAAUUAUCAUUUUCAGUACUGUAUAUUAUUAUUGAUGUAAAAAAUAUGCCAUCAACCUAAAAAGUUAUUAAUAGACACUAAUGUCCUUCAUGUAUUUUGCUGAGAUGAUGACCAAUCCCUGAUGAAAUCCAAACUAAUAAACAAACAAACAAACAAACUAAAGGACUGACUA
This is a messenger RNA of Callorhinchus milii (elephant shark), 1440 nucleotides long. Its product is annotated as aquaporin-3. Bases 143 to 1027 code for a protein of 294 amino acids. Gene Ontology annotation, molecular function: water channel activity; glycerol channel activity; urea transmembrane transporter activity. The transcript is spliced from 6 exons. NCBI's taxonomy places the organism in Eukaryota, Metazoa, Chordata, Chondrichthyes, Chimaeriformes, Callorhinchidae. The record is from RefSeq and is a predicted model, not a curated record. Gene Ontology annotation, biological process: water transport; glycerol transmembrane transport. Gene Ontology annotation, cellular component: basolateral plasma membrane; plasma membrane.